Miscanthus lutarioriparius is the source of this 618-nucleotide messenger RNA. The record is from the annotation of a GenBank genome assembly. Lineage: Eukaryota; Viridiplantae; Streptophyta; Magnoliopsida; Poales; Poaceae.
AUGGCGUCGUCGUACAGGCCGCACGCCGCACCGAAGAGGCGCGCUCUCGUCGCGUCCAACAUUGGCGCUCUGCCCCUGGACCCCCUGUACGAGAUCCUGCUGCGCCUCCCCGCCAAGCUCCUCUGCCGGCUGCGCACGGUGUGCCGGUUGUGGUGGUCCAUCCUCUCUGACCCGCAGCUCGCCGCGGUCCACGCCAAGCGGCACCCGGGGCCGCUCAUCAUCGCCGCCCUCGAUGAGGAGCAUGACGUGCUCGUCAACAUCAUGGAUCUGUCCGGGCAAAUCUUAAGCAGGUGCGCGGCGUGCCGGGUCAGAGAGUCGUUAGCACGGCCCUCGACCUCGUCUGUCUCAAGAAAAUCGAUAGCAUCAACAGCAGGGACCGAUGUUGGAACCUGUUUUUUUGGAGACUUGAGAUACUUACCAGAUCAAUUGCUCAACCCAGCAACUGGAGCUGUGUAUCGAAUACCAGACGGCUUUGCCGAAGAACAUGGGGAUGUCGUAUCGUACUUGCAUUCAGAGCCCAGAUAUCUGUUUGGUCAGGUUAGCAGCACAGGGGAAUACAAAGGUGUUCCGGAAGCUUUUCCAAUUUUCCCUUCAGUUUGGAGGCAGGCAGCUGUUUGA